AAAUUAGAUACGUUUUAAUUCUCGAAAUUGACCACAGAUGGAACCACUCAAUUUUGGAUCAAUCUUCCUUUAUUUUUAAGAGGAUCCGAAGUUGGAAUUUGUAUGGAUGGAAUCCAACUUAUGAAAUUUUGAUCCAGUGACAAACAGUAGGUGGCAGCGCUGCAGUACAUGCUAAAGAAGGCGAGCAGCGGCUAAACGUCAUUCAGCGUGGUGAUCGCCGCACGUGCUGAUGUUGGUAGCAAAGUUGUAUCGUGUCAGGAGUGGAGGGCAGGAUGGAAGAUAGUCCAGCUAUGGACAAAGCUCUAUCUAACGGUAUUCUCAGGCACUCGGGUGCCAAAUGGUGGACAAUAGGACCAGCUUUAGUCGUUUGGACACUUUGUAUAUUCUCACUUGGACUUUCUAUUUUAUGUGGUUUACGGUUGUUACGUCUGGAAGAGAAAGUGGCCGUUUUACAAACGAGAUGUCAUCAGUACGAACAGAGGAUAUUCGACUUAAGCAAUGUAGAAGAUAAGAUACAAGAGAUGAUCAAACUGCAAAUGGACAAAGAACUUAGUACAAAAAGAACUCGAAGAGACAUAUCAGCUGCUGCUGAGUGCAUUUGUCCACCAGGACCUCGAGGUAAAAGGGGAAAAAGAGGAAGUAAAGGUGAACCCGGUUCUCCAGGACCAAUUGGACCUCCAGGUAAACCAGGAUUUCCAGGAGCAAUUGGUAUUGAUGGGCCAAAAGGUGAUCCGGUAAGGUUUAUUUUUUUGUUUGACACUUUAUUUCCUUUCCAAUAUAAAAGAAUGCUUCAAAGUAAAAUAUUUUUGAAAAUAAAUUUUAUUGUUAUAAAUGCAGAAAUUUUCUUUAAUAAUGACCCAACCAUUUAGCAUCACAGAAUCUAUUCAUCAUGCAUGAUAUAUUUUGACAUGUUUUUUGGAAUGUUGUAUGCUUUAGUAUAGAGAUUACAAUGCAUGUUGCUAAAAUAGGGACCUAUGGGCCUGCCUGGUAUGCCUGGUGCAAAAGGCU
Messenger RNA from Centruroides sculpturatus (bark scorpion), 1008 nucleotides. RefSeq names its product collagen alpha-1(XXIII) chain-like. The record is from RefSeq and is a predicted model, not a curated record. Lineage: Eukaryota; Metazoa; Arthropoda; Arachnida; Scorpiones; Buthidae. Bases 273 to 869 code for a protein of 198 amino acids. The transcript is spliced from 6 exons.